Molecule: messenger RNA, 1437 nt
Organism: Fusarium keratoplasticum
Lineage: Eukaryota; Fungi; Ascomycota; Sordariomycetes; Hypocreales; Nectriaceae
Exons: 9
Coding region: 1-1437 (478 amino acids)
Source: RefSeq, a predicted model, not a curated record
AUGGCUUCCAAGAUCCCCCCUCCACAGAUCCCACCGCCAAAGCCGCCGUCACCCCUAUUUGAUGUGUUGACGACUACGGCGGAUGACCUUCCCAAGCGUCUCGAGGCAGGAACCAUCACCAGCCUGGAGAUUGUAGAGUCGUAUCUCUCGCAUAUCGAGGCACACAACACCACAGGCGCGAAAUGCAGGGCCGUCAUCUCUACCCCUCCCAGAUUUCAGCUUAUCGCCUGGGCUGCUCAGCUCGAUGAAGAACGCCGACGAGGGGACGUGAAGGGCCCUCUUCACGGAAUACUCAUUCUACUCAAGGACAACAUUGCUACUGACCCGUCUCUCUGGAUGCCAACUACCGUUGGAUCCUAUGCUCUCUGGGACUCCUGCCCAACGGGCAAUGGCCCAGUCGUCGAAAAUUUGAUCAACUGCGGCCUCAUCAUUCUUGGGAAGGCCAACAUGACGGAGUUCGUGGGAAUGAAAGGCGUGAGUGGGUGGUCUGCCGUUGGGGGGAUGUGCGAACCUGCGUAUAUCCCUACUGGUUACAAGAUCGGAGAGAAACCCCGCGGUGAAACUACACCUGCCGGCUCUUCGACUGGAUCUGCAGUGGGCGUCGCCUCUGGGUUCGCCCAAAUCUCUGUGGGAACCGAGACCUCUGGGUCCAUGGUAUCUCCCGCUGCUGUUGCAGCUCUAUAUGCACUCAAGCUCACACCAGGCUCCAUCCCGAUGACUGGGGUUAUGGAAUUGACUGCUUGCUUUGACACGCUAGGCGCUUUUGGCAAAUCAGCAUUGGAUGUAGCUCUCGCCUGUGAUGCUCUUCUAGCCUCACACAGCGGUACGAGUCUAGCCUCGUCCGUGUCAUCUAUGAGGCUUGAGGACGUUUCAGUGGGUUUCGUUGACAUCGAAAAGUGGAGGUUGCCCGCCGGUACUCAGGUUGACGAUCCGAAGCACUUUGAGCAAACCGCCCGAGAGUAUCAGCAAGCAAAGGACACGCUGCGACAGAGUGGUGUCAAGGUUGUCGACGCAUACAUCAUCCCUCCAGAGGAGUACAUGAUAGGUGACACAAACGUCGAUGAUUUGAUGGACAAGAUCAUUAGAUGCCAAGGAAAGAAUGGUAUCGAGCGCUACCUCAAAGCCCUCAAAUUCUCCAAGGUCGGAACUUUGGAGCAGAUCCUCCAGUUCAAUGAAGACCACGCCGAAGUUGAGCUUGACAAAGGCUACUGUCCGAACCAAGGCAGGCUCUCGGGGCUCGUCACGGAAUCGAAGCCGGAUGAGGAGGUUUCGGAGUGGCUCGAGGAGUGUAAGCGCUGGGCAGCCACGGAAGGAAUCGACAAAGUCACUUCAGAGCAAGGUGUGGAUGUUGUCGUGUGUUGCUCAGACAGCUACUUUGCAGGCGUCUCAGUGGCAGCACGUGAGUGCAACACAUCCCCUCCACUAAGCAAGUUCUGA